AUGCCAAGCUCUGAUAUUAUCAGUUAUGCUCAAGACGAUAUGUCGAUGCGGCUACGACCAUCCUACUAUGUGGACUACUUCUCCCACGACUGGAGUUAUGAGACCAUUCAGCGAUCCUGGAGAUAUAUUAUGUCAAAUACAAAUGAGUUUGAUAAUGCGGCUCGCUUAGAAAAUGCAUCCUUAAGAAUAUGCAUGAAACUCCUAAACAAGCUGAAGACUAUACCUCCAGAGGCCCUGAAUUGGUUUAAGGACUACGAUGUUACCUGGCUCUAUGGGCCCUUACAGACAAGUGGCGGUCCUUCAUCAUCAUACGAUAAGAGUAAUUCGAGUGCAUCUAAUAAAAAGCCUAGCCUGAAAAGGAGGAGCAUAGUGGAGACCAUGUUCCAGAAAUCAUGCUGCUCAAGGCCAGUAGGCCGCAUGAUCAGAAAUAACGGGAUGUUACAAGUAGCUACGAACCAAAGAGCCGCCAGUAUACAGUUCCGUCUCUCGCCAUCAUCGAUCCUGAGACUUCUGUCGUCUAUCAGGGAAGGCAAACACGUCCGUUUCAGCGAAGAAGUCACAGUGUAUGCUUACUAG
Trichoderma harzianum CBS 226.95 is the source of this 576-nucleotide messenger RNA. RefSeq lists its product as hypothetical. Lineage: Eukaryota; Fungi; Ascomycota; Sordariomycetes; Hypocreales; Hypocreaceae. The record is from RefSeq and is a predicted model, not a curated record. The coding region runs from base 1 to 576 and encodes 191 amino acids. The transcript has 2 exons. Gene Ontology annotation, biological process: cellular response to glucose starvation; protein catabolic process in the vacuole.